Brassica oleracea var. oleracea is the source of this 1997-nucleotide messenger RNA. RefSeq names its product pentatricopeptide repeat-containing protein At2g42920, chloroplastic. The record is from RefSeq and is a predicted model, not a curated record. Gene Ontology annotation, biological process: RNA modification. Gene Ontology annotation, molecular function: RNA binding; protein binding. Bases 12 to 1658 code for a protein of 548 amino acids. Lineage: Eukaryota; Viridiplantae; Streptophyta; Magnoliopsida; Brassicales; Brassicaceae. The transcript has 2 exons.
CCAACUUUGAAAUGAUUCCGAUCAAUUUAUGCCACCCCGCCGUAACGGUACCGGCGAUUCCGUCGACAUCUUCCGUCUCCGUUUCCUCCUAUCUCCGAUUGAUAGACACGCAAUGCACCACGAUGAGAGAACUCAAGCAGAUCCACGCCAACCUCAUCAAAACCGGUUUAAUCUCCGACACCAUCGCCGCGAGCCGCGUCCUCGCCUUCUCCUGCGCCGCCACGUCAUCAGACAUCAACCACGCUUACUUUCUCUUCACAAGGAUCAACCCCAAGAACCAAUUCGUGUGGAACACUAUGAUCCGCGCCUUCUCCAAGAGCUCGUUUCCCGAGAAGGCGAUUUCGCUUCUCGUCGAAAUGUUGUCGUGUUCUGAUUCCGUGAAGCCGGAGAGAUUGACUUACCCUUCGGUGUUCAAGGCCUACGCGAAUCUCGGGAAGGCACGUGACGGGAGGGUGCUACACGGGAGGGUUAUCAAAGAAGGGCUUAAAGACGACGCCUUUAUACGGAACACGGUGUUGCAUAUGUACGCGACGUGCGGGUGUUUCGACGAAGCUUGGAGGGUUUUCGAGGGGAUGGUGGAGUUCGAUGUUGUUGCUUGGAACUCGAUGAUCAUGGGUUUAGCUAGAUUCGGGUUGGUUGAAGAUGCGCGGAAGCUGUUCGAUGAAAUGUCGCAGAGGAGUGAGGUUACUUGGAACACGAUGAUUAGUGGGUUUGUGAGGAACGGUAGGUUUAAGGAUGCGUUGGAGGUGUUUGGAGUGAUGCAGGAGAGAAGUGUGAGGCCUGAUGGGUUUACGAUGGUGAGUCUGUUGAAUGCUUGUGGCUGCCUUGGGGGAAGUGAGCAAGGGAGAUGGGUACAUGAGUAUAUAGUGAAGAAUGGGUUUGGGUUGAAUGGUGUAGUUGUGACUGCGCUUAUAGAUAUGUACUGUAAGUCCGGGUGUGUUGAGGAAGGUUUAAAGGUGUUUGAGGAGGCUCAUGAGAAGCAGUUAUCGUGUUGGAACUCGAUGAUUCUUGGUUUAGCUAAUAAUGGGCACGUGGAAAGAGCUAUUGAUUUGUUCUUGGAGUUAGAGCGUUCUGGCUUGGAGCCAGAUUCUGUCAGUUUCAUUGGUGUUUUAACAGCUUGUGCUCACUCCGGGAAAGUACAUAAAGCUAUCGAGUUUUUCAUAUUAAUGAGAGAGAAGUACUUUAUUGAGCCGUCGAUAAAACACUACACUUGCAUGGUUAACGUGCUGGGUGGAGCGGGGCUUCUAGAGGAAGCAGAAGCGAUGAUAAAGAACAUGCCGGUGGAAGAAGACGCUAUUAUAUGGACUUCUUUGCUUUCUGCUUGCAGGAAAAACGGUAACGUUGAGAUGGCUGAGCGAGCAGCGAAAUGUUUGAAGAAGCUUGAUCCAGAUGAAACUUGUGGUUAUGUGCUCAUGUCUAAUGCUUAUGCUUCGUAUGGGCUGUUUGAAGAGGCGGUUGAACAGAGGGUUUUGAUGAAGGAAAGACACAUGGAGAAGGAAAUAGGGUGCAGUUCGAUUGAAGUAGAUUUCGAAGUUCAUGAGUUUGUUUCUUCCGGGAAAAGACAUCCUAAAUCUUCAGAGAUUUACAGCUUACUAGGUGUUUUGAACUGGGAUGCCUCUGUAUUAAGCUCAGAAGUUGGCUACUACUCAAUUUGCUGAAACAACUUUAUCAUUAAAAGAUACUUAGGUACAAACUACAGAGGAAGAUUACUUUUCAGUUCUUUCACCAAACUUAUGGUUUGAUCUUUGAUUCCAAGGUAAAUUAACUAUAUGGUACGUUGAUAUGAUGAACCAUGGAGAUAAGAUAGGUUAUGGAUUAAGGCUUGGACAUGGCACGCUGCGCAGCCCCCCAAGAGUAGAUAUCAGAACCCGAGUUUCCAUUAGUGAGUAGGUUCUGAGGCAAUCCAUGAAUGUCAUCUAAGGGACGGGAUCUUCCAUUCUGGUAGUAUUGCUGGUUGUGCAUAGAAGCAGCUUCAUCAUCAUCCAGAGGAAGACGAU